Messenger RNA from Lodderomyces beijingensis, 2475 nucleotides. The record is from the annotation of a GenBank genome assembly. Lineage: Eukaryota; Fungi; Ascomycota; Pichiomycetes; Serinales; Debaryomycetaceae.
AUGAGUUCCGAGAACGGCUGCAAGCAAAUGCAGAUCAAGAUACUAUACUCCUUCAAUGACAACCUGACGACUUUUCUAUCACGGUCGUCACAGCAGUUCCCAGUCCAGACUGUGGAAGUCCCCAUGCACUCGUCGCUAUCUGACGAACCAGAGAUGAUAACCUUGGGCGCUUUUGAAAUCGAAGGCUGUGCUCGCCAGCUACUAGAAACCAAUCCUGAAAACUUUAAGCUUCAAACCGAGGACUACGCCAUAUACUACAAAGACAUCACCGAACAGCCAGACGAGCCUUUUGUCAGUAAUGGGACGCUAUCGUCGCUUUUAAAGACAAAGGAGUCGUGUCUCAUCCCGGGCCGAGUUUGCCAGAACAUGUCCGCCAACAUCUUGUUUGGCAAAAAGGGCAACACGUCAUCUUUGACGUUGGAGAUCCGGCUUAAACUACAUACUGUUGAAGCUAGCAAAAUGCCUCAUCAGGAAUCACUAGUGCAUACAGGUAGAACGAGUACACUACCGCAACCGGCUUCUCGUCAGCCGCUGGUCUCGAGUAGUGUCUCGCGACCGGAGAGGAAAAGACCAGCUGAAUACAUGCAUUCAAGCUCAACUUCGGCCUCGGCGUCGAGCUCGAGCUCGAGCUCGAGCUCGGCGGCGACAGCGGCUGUCAAGGCAACUAGAACUUUGUCGUUGCCUUUAUCGAGCCACAUCCAUAGCAUACAGCAAGCUGAUAGAGUAUCUGCGCCGCGCUAUAACCGCGAAAGUGUUGAAAACAGAUUCAAACUGGCGUCUUUUUACCAGGAUAAGGUGGUGUUCGACAAGAGUGAAAAGCGGCAGAAGCGCUACCCAAAUAAUUUGCAACCAUUGCCACCACUACAAUCGCGAGCCAGUGCUUCUGCAUCACAGCUCCUUCCCCAGCGGGCCGUUAGAACAAGGUCGAUGUUCACUGCUUCCCCAGCGAUGCAAUCUUCGCCUGGUGCUCACGAAGACAUGUACUCUUCAGAUGACCCAGAAUACAAAGCUGGAGAAGAUCAAGAUGCACUCAUCGAAGAGGAAGGAGAAGGAGACGAGGAUGAAGAAGACGAAGAAGAGGAUUAUGAUGCUACGUCGCCCGCAACUCCUCAACAGCCCCCCUACGUGAGUAAGGAGAUCCCAUUUGAACUUCCCGAAGACUUGGAUAGCAAGCGAACGCAUACCAUAUCCAAUACGAAAUUGCCCGAGAAUCAUGGAUUGGUUUGUAUCAACUCGUGCUGCCACACUUCCAACUCCAUCAACUGGAAGUACUUUGAAACCGAAUUCAAACCUCACUUUUCAGAGCUCAUCAGAGCCACCUCGUUCAACAAAAAACACUAUGAAGGUAUGUUUGGACCGCUCUGCAAUGCGUGUUUUUUAUUUUACAAGAACAAGGGUUUCAUGCGACCCGAGCACGUGGUGAGAAAAUACAACCAGCAGCAGCGGUAUAAUGCCAAGUUGAAACUCAAGAGCGCCGGUGGCGAAGAACCAGAGCAGUCGAGACCCCCGCUCGCCGCACGGAAAAACCUCGCUUCAUCGCCAACCAACUUCCCUACUCCCUCGCAUACACCGUCGGUUAUCAACCAAGUGAUACAAAACAAGUACCAUGGCGGCGGCAACAACAACAACAGCAACAACUACUCUCUCAACAACACCAACCCAACGCCAACGAACCCAACACCGGAUAACGAGCUCAUGCAACAACUAGGCGUAUAUGGCGGGCCAUGCACUGAUAUUGACCCAUUACCGGGACACACGCCGCCGGUUGUAGCAGCAAGAUCAAACACCCGUGUGAUAAACUACGACGAAGAGCUCGACGCGCGUAAAGCUGCGAAACAAAACACACGAGUCAUCAACUUGUACCAUGAUAAUGAUGAGGACAAGGAAAACGUGCCGCCUGGUUCCGUGGUGGUACCGCCAGGACCGUCAGACUUGGCCGAGAUUGACGCUAUGCUCAAUUCGAUUCAGUGCGAUGCAAAUGCGCAGUGGAUGAACUUGUUUUCACCGCGAGACCACACUAGUCCCAACUCGAAAACACCCGUGGACCAACCAGCAACAUCUUCCAGCAAACUGGCAAAUAAUAGUACCAAUAAUAAUAACAGUAACAAUAGUUCCAAAAAAAAUCCAUCGCCAUCUAAAACGAAUUCAAGUAUGGUGAACAUGCCCAGCUCGCCCUAUUUUUCCCAAUCUGUCCCUGAAGAAGAUCACAAUGAAAUCAACGAUGAGUUGAAGCAAUUGGUCAAGAGCAGCGGGUUCCAAUCGUCACCUGAUCGAGCCAACAGGACAGACACGGCGACGUCAUUGAUGAAUUGGCAGCACCAUAGUGAUUCGGGAAGAGGAGGUCAGAUGACGGGCGCCGCUAAUAAAGACUUGGCUUCUACGCCAGGAAGUGAGAUAUUUUUCUCGAAUGAUGACUGCGGUCGAGGCAAAAAUGGCAUGAGUGUUGGCGAUGACUUGAAUUCUGAAGUCAUCUGA